AUGUACCGCUACGCACUCCUGUUGCUAGCUGCUUGCGAAAGCGUGCUAGCUGUUAAAAGUCCAGCUUGCUCCAGCGUCCCCUACAAACAGAUCGCCUCUUAUUCAACCAUCAAACCCGUUUCGAGCUUUUGUUUGUCAAAGUUUCCCCCGCAGACCCAAACAGCUAUUUCGAGCACAUCAACCACAACCACAAUCACUUCCACAGCUACAGUAACGGCUACAACCGAUACGACAACUACUCAGACUUCAGUAGCAACUGAGCUUACUACGGUUACUGUGACUGCCGCAGCCGCCAAGGCCAAGCGUGCUGCUAAGACAACUACUUCGUCAACGCAGACCGUCAAGACGACCACAUCUGCGCAGCCGUGUCCAGAACUUGUCGCUCUGCAACUUCUUGCUUCAAACAUCGUUGCAACGGCCUGCUCCUGCAUCAUCUCUACGCCCACUAUUACCUCCACAAAGACAGCCACUCUUACUGCCCAAGCUCAAGCAACCACUACUACAACGGUCGCUCACGUCCUCACCACCACGGUCACUACAACCACCACCUCGAUUGCUACCGUAACCGUUGCCCCUACUCCCGUAGAUUACGCUCCUGGCUGCAACACCCCUUCCGAUGUAGGCUGCUCAGCGGGGGUCGCUUGCGGCGGUGGAAACUCCAACAGCUGCAUCUGCGAACGAACAACCGAAGGUAUAAACACAUGUAUUGAUGAGGCUGGCAUAAACUGUGGCGCAGAAUGCACGAGCUCUGCACAAUGCGGAGUCGGAUACAGGUGUGUAACGUCGACAUGCUGUCCCGGGACAGGGACUUGUCUGAGGUCUUCAGCAGCCUUGGGCAAUGCAUGCACAAAUGUGGCGGCGAAGAUGAUACGCAUGCUGAGGGGUCACGUCGAGAAGCGCGCCGCUAUCGGCCUCCCGCUACACUUGCCGCCUACAUCAGCAUAAAGCGAUUAAUCGAGCAUACCUGUCUUAUGAUAAUUAUU
Molecule: messenger RNA, 983 nt
Organism: Dothidotthia symphoricarpi CBS 119687
Lineage: Eukaryota; Fungi; Ascomycota; Dothideomycetes; Pleosporales; Dothidotthiaceae
Exons: 3
Coding region: 1-945 (314 amino acids)
Source: RefSeq, a predicted model, not a curated record